UAUUCACCCAUUUGAGGUCUCGCCCGUGCAUUUCUGUAUAGAACGCUGAUAUCACCAGACCGUUCUACCAAUAUUGCAAGGGAAAAUAUCUAAAUUUUAAAGCUAAAUUCGGAGUCAGGGUCGACAAACUGGAGGGUAUAAAAUUUCACUGUGAAGUUGAAGUGGCUGUCAUCGCUUCCCUGUGACAGAUGUUUUAUGUGAUUAAUAUUCUUUGUUAAUUUGCGGGCAGACGAGAUCUGCGAUAAUAUAAGCUGUAGUUGAAUAUUGGUAGCUGUUAUAGACAACUGGGCCGAGUAACUCGGUUACUAUUAUCCCUUGAUAAAUGCGUGGCAUCUACGGUGGAUAGAUUUCCGGGAAGACUCGUAUACGGGUAUAACAACCAGCUGUCUUGACCACCACCAGAUCUACCACCACCACCACACGAAGACGAAACAUCCGGGCACGGCGAAUCAAAUAGUGUAGAUAGUUUGUGAUUGAAUAAUAUUGUAAUAAUUAAAAUGGCAAAGACCUAUGACUAUUUAUUUAAAUUGCUACUAAUCGGAGAUUCGGGCGUAGGCAAGACUUGUGUGUUGUUCAGAUUUUCGGAGGAUGCUUUCAACACGACCUUCAUAUCCACGAUCGGCAUAGACUUCAAGAUCAGGACUAUCGAGCUGGACAGCAAGAAAGUAAAGCUACAGAUAUGGGACACAGCGGGGCAAGAACGGUUUAGAACGAUAACAACGGCAUAUUACCGUGGAGCAAUGGGUAUAAUGUUGGUUUAUGAUGUGAACAAUGAAAGAAGUUUUGAAAAUAUAAAGAACUGGAUUCGUAACAUCGAAGAAAAUGCAUCAGCUGAUGUUGAAAAAAUGCUUUUGGGUAACAAAUGCGACCUAGCAGACAGGAGGCAGGUCUCAAAAGAAAGAGGAGAACAAUUGGCUGUUGAAUAUGGUAUUAAAUUUAUGGAAACCUCGGCCAAGGCUAGUAUUAAUGUUGAGGAGGCUUUCUAUACCUUGGCUCGUGAUAUUAAGGCCAAAACAGAAAAAAAAUUGAAGGAGGCAUCCAAUCCAACCAAGUCGAGUGGUCAUCCGUUGAGAGCUUCAGAGAUAUCGAGAAAGCCACCAGUCUGGCUCGCUCGUUGUUCCAUACUUUGACCCACCAAGCCACAAGCACAGUUUAUCGAGGCUCAUUCAUGUACUUCUAUCAUCAAUUUACGUUAUUUUUGUCGAACAAAAUUAACGUUCAACGAGGCUACACGCUUGCUCGAUAUUGCACUCCGACAUUUUAUUCUUUGACAACAAAAACUUGUUUCAUCAUUUGGGUGGUGUUUUUUAUAAAUUAUUAAUUGUAAAUCCUUUUACUGACCGAAGGAUCAGGGAAAAAACGACCAACUUACAUUCUGUUAUUCCCCCACACAUUCAAAUUGAAACUUUCAAGAGCAUGAGACUCGUGUACAAUGUGUUAUACUUAUUCGUUUAUCUUAUUUUAUUAUUAUUAUUUUUUUUCUCCUUGCCUUUGUGCCCGCACUGUGAUUGCUCCUGAAGACCAUAGUUUUGGUAAAGUUAUACUAUUUGUUGAAGAUUUGAUAUGCUAUCAUUAAAUUUGCCCUCGAUUCUUAAGCUACUCUCGUAUCUCUUGUCCUCGAAUUUCAUCAGUUCGUGUACAGUGACAAAGGCAUCAAAGAAAUCCGCGCAUGGAACGAAAGUAUUCAUGCAUUAGCAAAUUAUUUAGGUAACCGGGAGAUUUUAUGCUGUGUAACUGUGGGUGGGGAUUUAUGUACAGAGUAACUAUAGAAGAAGUCAUUUAUUGCUUAUUGUUGUCACAGCUUCUUACAUAUUCUUAUCGAUCUUCGCAUUUUAAUCUUUUGAUUCGGUUCGACAGAUUUGAAUAUACAUACGAUAAUACAUUUUAUAUUAAUCCUA
This is a messenger RNA of Athalia rosae (coleseed sawfly), 1898 nucleotides long. RefSeq names its product ras-related protein Rab-8A (gene Rab8). The transcript has 5 exons. The record is from RefSeq and is a predicted model, not a curated record. Lineage: Eukaryota; Metazoa; Arthropoda; Insecta; Hymenoptera; Athaliidae. Gene Ontology annotation, biological process: protein localization to plasma membrane; protein secretion; regulation of exocytosis. Gene Ontology annotation, molecular function: GTPase activity; GTP binding. Bases 498 to 1130 code for a protein of 210 amino acids. Gene Ontology annotation, cellular component: plasma membrane; endosome; synaptic vesicle.